CCACCCUCCCUUCUUCCUUGUUCUCUAGUGCAGGGACACUCACUAGGCUCUGUCAGUUCUCAAACUGAGCUGGGGCUUGGAUAUUAUAUUAUACGCUCCUUAGCAGUGUGUUCUCACUCUGGCUGGACAGAAACUUUCCACAGCUAAGGGAGAAAAGGGUGGGGAAGAACAACUGACCUGAGGAAACCCUUCACUUGCAGAAUAUGGAGGGCAUACCAGCAGAGACCAAGCCAGAGGUGGAGAAGUCCACAUCCCUAUCUGUGGCUCAGCUGGCAGGAAAAUUCAAAGAGCAAGCAGCUGCAGUUUCUGGAAAGGAGGUACCACCCAGUAAACCACUCCGGAAGAAACCACCAUGUUCCCUUCCCUUAUACACCCAAAAGGAGCUGAACCACAAUGGUGAGCCGAAAUUGUCUCCAAAUGCUUUUCCCCUCCCCAGGGUCAAGGUGAAAAGCUCUCCUCUGAUAGAAAAACUGCAGGCCAAUCUGGCAUUUGCUCCAACUACCCUGAUGCCAGGAACAUCUCCAAAAAGCCCAGGUUUGAAAGUUAUACCGUCUCCAUUUAGCACUCCCCCUUCAACUCCCAGCAGCCCUGGCAUCCAGUCCCGUUCCAGUGAAUCAGAUGCGGCACCAGUCAGUUUUGAUCAACCACCAGAGGGUACUCAACUCCAGUUUCAUACCAAGGUGCGGACACGGGGAUCAAUUAAGCGCAGACCCCCCUCCAGGAAAUUCCGAAAGUCUCAGUCAGACUAUGGAGAUAGUAACGAUUUAAAGGCGACUGGAUCAUCUCAAGAAAAUGGGGCCAAAGAAGAGGAUAGUGAUGAUGUGUUCAUGCCUAAAAAUCAGAAAGAGGAGUUUCAGUCUCCUGCAUUUGGAACCAGCAGUAAAGUGUUGCGGCAACGGAUAAGAUCCGAUGAAAAGCCACCAUCAAGGAGAAAGCCCAGUGGAACAGAAAACGAAGAGGAGAAAGAGAAGGAAAGAGAGGCAGUGACCCCACGCAAGAGCAGCACAGAAGAUAAGGAAAAGCCAUGCCAGAGCUCUCCAGGGAAGAAUGAAGGGAAGCUAAGCCAGAGCACUCCAGAGGAGAAGCCAUGUCCAAAUACCAUGGGAAAUGAGGAUAAGGAGCUGUGCCAGAACACCCUAGGGGAUAAGGAAGAAAAGAGGGACAUAAGCUCCCUGGAAGGAAAGGAGCAUGGCAAUGCCUAUGAACAGGAGAAAAGGAACAAAGAAAAUAAAGAAGUGAAGAAGGAAGAAAACAGUGAGGGCAAAGACGCACAGGAAACAGGUACUCAGGAAAAAUCCCUGGAGACUGGGAUACCACAGCCUACAGCAGACACAGGAACUGCCAGUGAGCAUGGAAGUGUGACACCAAUGCAAGAACUGGACACCGAGAUGAACCCAAUCAGGAUAGAGGAGACUUUAAUGUGAAGAGAAACCAAAUAGUCUGAUUAAGGUGCAGCUACUGGAGAACUCUCCCCAGCAACAGAUCUGUGGAAUAUUAACAACAUCAAAGAAGUUCACUGUUCUUACACCACAACACUGUGUAGCAGUGGGAAGAAAAGACUGGAAUUAAGACUUUUUUUCUGUAGGUUCAAAAAGGAUGCACUGAUUGACUCUUCUUGGGAUUUAUUGAAGAACUUUAUGGCCAUGUUUGAAGACAUGAUGCACAGAAGCUUGGGCAUGACAAACACCACCAUUUCUGAGCCCAAUGUUCACCAUUACAGCAGAGUUUCAAAUUUUGUUUGUUCCUCCGUAUUGGACUUUGAUGCAGCUUAUCAGUUUUGGACAUAUAUAAAUCGUGCAUUCUAAAUAGCUUGCCUUUGAAAUAUUUUUAGUUUUCAAAUGUAAGUAAAUUAAUUUUUUUUAUAGGAGAAUUGAUUUUCUCUCGCUCACUCUCUCUCUCUGUAUAUAUAUAUAUAUAUUUAUGCUGUAUGGCAGACAAUGUGAAUCAUAAAUCUGGAAAACAUCAUUUUAAAUGGCUUAUACAGUGUCUUUGAUAAAUAUUUACUAGGAUUAGCUUUGGAUUGAUAAAUUCGUACUUGAAACACCCAACAGCUGAAGAUUAUUUUUCGGUAGGAUUUCUUGGUGGUUUUUUUUUUCUCGUGUUGUUGAUAAGUCAUGACUGAAAUACCAUAUCCACAGAACACUUAUAGCAUGGGAAGUAAUAGCACAAGCUUUCCUCACACUACUUCACAACUAUAUUCAACUUUUACUUGGAUGGGUCAAGUUUAAGUGAGUCGUCAUGACAUCUUCUGUCUUUGGACUCUACUGAGACUGCUAAACAGUGAUCAAUUAGAAUCAUUUUUAAUUUUUUGUGAUAAGGACACUUGUUUACCGGAAAUGGGACUGAAAUAAUCUAUUCAUUCCAAAUAAGCUAGUGAACUGCCCGUGUAUGGUUGAGUUUCAUUUAGUAUAGUCGAGGCUGGAUGUCAACUGAUGAAUUACCCUCCCAUAAAAAUAAUUUUAAGAGUCCAGGUUCUCUCUUUAAACUAGAGAAUUUAGAAGGAGUGUUUGAAAGGACAGGAUGACAGCAGAAGUACUCAGAUACUGUGGUGACCGAGGGACAUGUACAAGUGCUUAGAGCUGGCAUUUAGGGCUCUAUUAAAACUUUCAAAUGACUAGCUAGCUCAGGGGUCUAGUGGAUGGGCAAUGGAGCCAUUUUCCUCCAGAUGGCAUUAGCUAUUGAUUGGCCUACAUGAAAUGAGUUGGGGGGGGAGGUGUUACAAUCCCCAUUCCUAAUAGACAGGUGUUCACAUCACUAAAACCACAAACACAUUAUGUAACCCCCCCUCUUCCCAACAGUAUCAUUGAAGAGGCCAAAGACUGAAAGAGCCAUGGAGAUGAGAUCAAACUCCCUUUCAUCUUUGAAGUGGUUGCCACAGGCCAGAGGUUCGACACACUGACCAGGCAGACAGUGAUGGAACCUGGCUUUGCUGUUGCCUAUGCUGCACCUGCUCUGUGGAUGGAGACCUAUGAGGCAGAGUCAUUCUGUUCUUUGUUUAUACAGAGCCUACCACAAUGGGAUCAGCACGUGUCUUCAUCUUUGAAAUACAUUUUAAUUUUUUUUCUUGGGCUUGUAUCCCAGGCCAGACUGCAGUCAUCACUGUAACAUUUCUGUUCUCAGCAGAUGUAUAUGGACAUAUGUGAUUGUGCAUUACUGUAUAUAUGCGUGUGCAUGUUUAGAGAAUGUGUGUGCUGGCCAAGAGGGUGGAAUUUGUCCUCCCUCCCCUUGAAAAUAUAAUGGAAAAAUAGAGAAAAUAAAACAGCAGAACUGAAAA
Pelodiscus sinensis (Chinese soft-shelled turtle) is the source of this 3274-nucleotide messenger RNA. The record is from RefSeq and is a predicted model, not a curated record. NCBI's taxonomy places the organism in Eukaryota, Metazoa, Chordata, Testudines, Trionychidae.